UGGCGAUGGUGGGAUGCCGAAACAACGUGCGGCAACCGCGUUCUUGACUCCGUGCAUCUGGAAACUCCCCGCUCUAUCAAAAGGCUCACGAGUACGGCUCGAAGGAAAGCAUUGCAGACGCGCAGGCCAGCAGAAAUCACGGAAGGUGAUGGCCGCCCGCUCUGAGCCGCUGCUUCUCGCCAAAAUUGCAAUGUCUUUUUAAUUUACUAGUAACCGAUCAUCUGCCAUUACUACAACACCUUGGCAGCGAUUCGAAGUACGGAAUACUGCCAACCUCCGGCAGACCUCUCCUCGGGUCAUUGUUCCACAUGCCGGCUACAGUUGCAACUAUGUUCACUACGCUCCCAGAGUUCCUUCCGCGAGACUCACACUCCCUCUGGUACACCUCCCGCCGUAACCCCUCCUCCCCCUACGCCCUCGACGCAUCGCAGGGCGCAACCGACCACGGCCUCGCCCCGACGACCACAACCCCCGGCAAUGCAAACCCGACCCAGAACACGCCGGCCCCGACGAACCCCGCUGCGGCGGCCGGGUCGCGGCACGCCAACGGCGGCGCCCACUCGGCCAGCGCCGCCGCCCAGAUCAUCGAGCGCUCGACGCUCGGCCGGCUGCAGGCCGAGGAGCAGCUGAUGGAGCGCCGCCGCACCGCCGUGGCCAACCUGGGCAGCACCUGGCUGAAGCCGGUCGGGGUGUCCAAGACGCUGUUCCAGAUGCGCGAGGAGCAGCGCGAGGCCGAAGAGCACGCCGAGGCGCUGCGCCGCGAGAUGCUCGCGCAGGAGCUGGCGGAUGCGGAGGCCGAGGCUGCCGCAGCGGCGGCGGCGGCGGCAGCUGGCAUGGAUGGGGAUGAUAUGAUGGUGGAAGAGGGGGAAGAGGGUGACCUGGAUGGCGGGAGGGAUCUGGAUGCUGAUAUCCCGGAUGAGGAUGCUGGGAUGGGGUUUGGAUAUGACGGGGGUAGUGAUGACGAGGACAGCAGUGAAGAGGACGAAGAGGAGGUCGAGGAGGAGGAGGAGGAGGAAGAUGAAGAAGAAGGGGACCGGGGGGGGAGUGAAGAGGAGCUUAGUGAAGACGAGCUGGAGCGGAGGCAGGAGAUUGCACGUAUCCGCGCCACGGAGGCGCGCAUGCGCGAGAUCAGGGAGCAGAGCGACUACCUGCAAAGACAGUCCGACAGCAUCUUUGAUUUCGAUGAGGAGCCGGUCGAAGAGGAGCGAAGCCAGAUGUUGGAGGAAGAAGACCUUGUUCGCGGGGCCGCGUACCAACAGUCGGGUGCUCAGGCACGGCUACCGAGGCAAGUGCCGCACGACAUGGACAUGGACGCGGAUCUGGACGACGACAUCCCCGUGGCAGAGAGCGGCGGCUAUGAGCACACCGACUCGGACGCCUCACUCGACAGUGAGGAUGAAGCCCAUGAUCUCAGUUACGCCCGCAGUUCACAGAUUCUCCACGGCAGGAGCAGCCUUCGGAGGAGUGGCGGAGCGCCGAGGUCGAGCCUCGAUAUCAGCGGGCUCUUGUCGAGGGACGGCAGCAGCAUAAUGGGAAGCAGUCCGUAUAUUCGGAGGGGUAAUUACUAGCUAAGGAUAAUGGAGAAAAAUGGAGGGUUUAUAUCGGUUUACGGGGAGAGCAUGAUACCAGCAUUGGUUGGGCGUUCGGAAUGGGGUCUUGUGGUUUUAGUCCUAUUAGAACAAGACUUGCGAAAAAGAAAAAGACACAAUCCAUGUUCGUCAUUACAAAAUUUCUAAGUCAUAAAUCAACCCCGUCAUGAUCACCAUAAGAGCCUGUGAC
Molecule: messenger RNA, 1779 nt
Organism: Thermothelomyces thermophilus ATCC 42464
Lineage: Eukaryota; Fungi; Ascomycota; Sordariomycetes; Sordariales; Chaetomiaceae
Exons: 2
Coding region: 330-1568 (412 amino acids)
Biological process (GO): anaphase-promoting complex-dependent catabolic process
Cellular component (GO): anaphase-promoting complex
Source: RefSeq, a predicted model, not a curated record